Molecule: messenger RNA, 1782 nt
Organism: Thamnophis elegans (Western terrestrial garter snake)
Lineage: Eukaryota; Metazoa; Chordata; Lepidosauria; Squamata; Natricidae
Exons: 5
Biological process (GO): DNA integration
Molecular function (GO): nucleic acid binding
Source: RefSeq, a predicted model, not a curated record
GGGUUGGAUUGGUUUCCCGCUUUGGGCCUCACCAUAGAGGGGGUGCACAGGGUAGUUCCCCUCACCGUAGAUAGCGUUCUAGACGAGUUCGCAGAUGUGUUCGAUGGGAAAUUGGGCUGUUACAAGGGCACCCCCAUUUCCCUCUGCCUCGAUCCCCAGGUCGCUCCCAUUAGGCUGAAGGCACGCAGGGUCCCCUUCGCAUUGAGAGCAAAGGUAGACGCCGAACUUGAUAAGCUUAUAGAGCAGGGGGUAAUCGAGCCCGUAGAUCACGCCCGUUGGGAAACCCCCAUAGUCCUCCCGGUCAAACCCGACGGAUCGGUGAGAAUAUGUGCCGACUAUAAGUCGACCAUCAAUUUGGCCCUGCAGGCAAAUCCAUAUCCGGUCCCCGUAGUGCAACACCUACUCCACUCCUUAGGGCAAGCCCAGACCAUCGUCACCCACCGCGGGGCCUUCCGUUGCCGCCGUCUCCAAUUCGGCGUUUCGGUUGCCCCGGGGAUUUUUCAGAGCCUCAUGGAGCGGUUGCUCCACGGGCUCCCAGGCGUCGUUCCCUACUUCGACGACGUCCUGGUCCCACUCCUGGGGCUACUGGCAGGCGACAAGCCAACCCCCCCCAUUUUGUCUCCCCGCAUGACACGCUGGACGGAGUUCCUAACGGCGUAUUCGUAUACGCUGUUAUACCGUCCGGGUAAGCAGCUAGGGCACGCAGACGCCCUGAGCCGUUGCCCCUUGCCAGAGACGGACACAGCCCACGUGCCCGCUCUCUCUAUUUUGUCCAUCGCCGAAUCCGACCUCCCCGUCUCUGCCACGGACGUCGCAGCUUGCACAAAGGCCGACCCCAUCCUAUCCCAAGUAGCUUCAUGGGUCUUGAGGGGUUGGCCCACGGAAAAGGUAGCGGAAGGAUUCCGACCAUUUAAAGCACGACAAGCAGAACUCGCCCUACACGGGGGUUGUCUUGUCUGGGGGGACAGGGUAGUGAUCCCCACAGCCCUGCGGGCACGAAUCCUGCCCGCACUCCACAAAAACCACCCAGGCAUAGCGCGAAUGAAAGCCUUAGCCCGUAGCUAUGUGUGGUGGCCCUUGCUAGAUUCGGAAAUUGCAGACUACGUAGGCCGCUGCAGGAUCUGCCAAAACUCUAGGCCAAAUCCCCCCACAGCCGCCCCCCGGGAGUGGGAAAUCCCUAGAGGCCCAUGGUCCCGUUUACACAUUGACUUCGCCGGCCCCUUCCACGGCCGAAACUUCAUGAUAGUAGUCGAUGCUUACUCCAAGUGGGUAGAGCUGGUAAUCGUGACCUCCACCACAGCAGAGAGUACAGUGAGGGCCCUUCGUAAGAUGUUCGCCACCCAUGGGUUACCGGAUGUGAUAGUCUCAGAUAAUGGGCCCCAGUUUACCUCCACCACGUUCCAAGAAUUCCUGGCCGAACAAGGAAUCAGACACGCAGCCACAGCCCCUUAUCACCCAGCUAGUAACGGCCGGGCGGAGCGCGCAGUUCGCUCAGCCAAAGAAGCCUUGGGCCGCAUGAGGAGAUUGCGAACCUCCCUAGACAGGCUCCAUCCACUUUACGCAGGGGAUCUGCCGAGCAACCUGGGGGCCCUCCCUUCCCACGCGUUUAAGUUAGGGGAUCCUGUAUGGGCCCGCUCCUUUUCUGGGGAUCCACGGUGGGUUCCCGCAACCAUCACAGCUCUGACCGGCCCCUGUUCCUUCAGGAAGGUCAAAGGUUCCCACAAUGAAGUGUGCACAAUAUAUUUUUUUAUUUCUGUUUCACUAAGAAGGAAAACGGGUUAG